Molecule: messenger RNA, 1383 nt
Organism: Miscanthus lutarioriparius
Lineage: Eukaryota; Viridiplantae; Streptophyta; Magnoliopsida; Poales; Poaceae
Source: the annotation of a GenBank genome assembly
AUGCCUCCCACCAUGCUCGCGCCGGUGCCCACCAGGCCGCGCUCCAACCCCUUCCGCCGGCGCAGAGGAGCUGCUCCACUGCUCCUCCAUCAGACUGCGGCGGCUGCGGCGAAGCGGCCCGCUGAGUCGUCCACCUCAGCCUCCUCCUGCUUCUACAGCGAGGUGAUCUCCAACUCCUCCACAUCCCUCGCCGCGUAUCAGCACCCGGAGAAGAGGCAUCGGCGCCAGGACGCGGACGCGGACGAGGCGCGGCCAGCUGGCUCCGAGUGCUCGGAGGUGAUCGGCGGCGCGAGGGUGCGCCCCGCCGAGGUCGAGGCCUCUGAGUCGUCGUGCCUUGGCUCCGUGCUCGAGUCCGACCUCGCCUGCCCGGAGCAGCUCGCCGACGACGCUGAGGCGACCGACUACUCCUCCGCGUACGAUGAGCUGACCCCGUCGGAGCCCGAUGAUGAGGAGGUGCUCAGCGGUCCCAGCCACUCCGCGUUGUACUCCCUCAGCCCCCUGAUCAGCUCCCCAUUGACCGAAGAUGACAACGACGACGCGCCCUCCGCGACCUUCUCCCUCUUCCUCGACUUCGCCAAGCAGUUCGUCCCCUGCGUGCACCCAAAAGCGUGUGCCGUCACCAGUACCGCUCUCGAUCUCCUGACGGGGAGGCGAUUUGAGGACUUGGACGACGAGGAGAGCUACGAGCGGUUCCGGCGGCGCGAGCGGCGCGAGGCUGUUGCGCGCGACUACACUGAGGUGUACAGCUCCAUACCCGACAGCUACGGCAUUCUCGUCCGGGAGCAACGUGUCGUCAUGGUGAACUGGAUCAUUGAGCAUUCACGUCUGAUGAACCUCCAGCCAGUUACAAUGUUUAUGGGGAUUGGAUUGAUGGACCGCUUCUUGACACAAGGGUAUAUGAAGGGUUUGAGCAACUUUCAGUUGCUGGGCAUUGCCUGCAUCACCCUGGCUACCCGCAUUGAAGAGAACCAGCCAUACAAUUGCGUCCUUCAAAAGACUUUUAAAGUUGGGAUCAAUACCUACAGCCAGAGUGAGGUUGUUGCCAUGGAGUGGCUGGUUCAGGAGGUCCUCAACUUCAAGUGUUUUGUCACAACAACUCACCAUUUCCUAUGGUUCUAUCUGAAGGCUGCAAAUGCUGAUGACAGGGUAGCGGACCUGGCAAACUACCUGGCCUUCCUCUCACUUCGGAACCAUAAGCAGCUCUCAUUCUGGCCCUCGACUGUGGCAGCCGCAGUGGUAGCCCUUGCUUGCCUUGCCACAGGCAAGGAGUCCUCAUGCCAUUUGGUGAUGGAGACUCACAUGAGGACGCAGGACGAUGACCUGCCAGAAUGCCUAAUGCUUUCUGAUUCGGAGCACGACAAAGGACGAGAUUUUUGGUCUUGA